This is a messenger RNA of Zygosaccharomyces rouxii, 2139 nucleotides long. It is a transcript of the gene HMI1, whose product is annotated as ATP-dependent 3'-5' DNA helicase. Gene Ontology annotation, molecular function: ATP binding; hydrolase activity; DNA binding. The record is from RefSeq and is a predicted model, not a curated record. The transcript has a single exon. Gene Ontology annotation, biological process: recombinational repair. Bases 1 to 2139 code for a protein of 712 amino acids. Gene Ontology annotation, cellular component: nucleus. Lineage: Eukaryota; Fungi; Ascomycota; Saccharomycetes; Saccharomycetales; Saccharomycetaceae.
AUGGAGUUGACAACUUCUCAGCGGAAAGUAAUUGAGUUCCCUUACAAGCCUGCAAGCACCUUGAAGGUAGUAGCAGGUCCUGGCUCUGGUAAGACGGUUACGCUAUUGUAUAAAGUUCGUCAUCUAGUGGAAACAGAACAAGUGAGGCCGGAUGAAAUACUCAUACUAUCUUUGACGAACAAGGCAGUGGAUAACGUUAUUGACAAGCUUUUAGGUGUAUUUGAAGAGUCUUAUGGCGAAAAUCAGCUUACUGAUUAUGAACUUCGAGAAAUUGUAGGUCAAAUUCAUGUUAAUACCAUUCAUGGGUUAGCAAAUAGAAUUAUUAUUGAGAAUGAAGGUUUAGUUAGUAUCAUUGAAGAGAACGGUUGGAAAGGAUUGAUGAAGUUACUCUCCCAAGACCUUUGGAAAAACCAGCAUUCCAGGUUGAUGACUCCCAGAGGAGUUCAGAAGAUGUUCAAUGAGUAUAAAUUAGGAAAUACUAAGAAGAAUGAAGUUAUGGAGAGGUUAAUGAAAAUCAUGAAAGAUUGUCAAGUUUUCACAAAUGAAGAUUUGAUAUCUAAUGCACCUCAUUAUUUGGAUCAUCCUUCUGAUCGUAUUGAUUCUUUAGAAGGCCAAUGUUUCACUCGAGCUUUGGUAGAUGGAUUCAAAGUUGUACUGAUAGAUGAAUUUCAAGACUUGUUUCCUUCAGUACUGCCAAUGCUAGAAAAAAUAGCGGCCAAUAAGCAAUUGAUUCUGUUUGGGGAUUCAAAUCAAAGUAUCUACAACUUUUUGGGAGAUAAUAAAACUGUCAUUGAUAGACUGGACAAACUACAUACAGGUGACAAUUUUACCGUCGUUCAUCUGUACGAUAAUUUCAGGAGUACUCCAGAAAUUAUAUCUGUUGCUUCCAAAGUAAUGCGUCAUAAAGUGGAUCUUGACGAACUUGCAAAGAAAGACUUAGUUCUUAAGGAUCCAUCUGGUGUCUACCCUGAGUUCCAGGAAAUUGGAGAUCCUCUUGAUGAGCUAGAGGCUCUUACUGAAAAAAUAUGCAUGUUGGUUUGUUCCGGAGCUACUCUUUCAGAUGUGGCAGUCUUAGCUAGAACUAAUGCUCAUGUGCAAAUAAUUGCUGAUCAUCUGCGUUUUUAUGGUAUCCCGUUUCGAAAGCUGACAGCACAACCGGAUUGGAUUUCAGAUUCAAGAGUACAAUUUUUAAUAGGUCUUCUGAGGACAGUGGUAUUGGUUAGAAGAGGUAUAUUUGAAGAAUCAGAUCCAUUGGCGGCAAAAAGAAGUGAUUUCAGCGUUAUUGUCACUUUGAGUGCCAUUAGAGGAGUUGGUAAUCAAGCAAUACAAAGUUUAUUUAGAGUUUGCAAUGAAAAGAAGGUAUCUCUUUGGAACUAUAUUACGGAGGUCCCCAAAAAUGAAUGGCCACCCGCAGUAACUAAUAGGAAGAAGAUCGAAGGCUACAUCACAAUGAUUUCGCAUUUGAUGGAAGAAGAUCCUCUUGUGGAGAUUGAGGAUCCUUUACAAUUACUUACGAGAAUUAGUGAAGCCGCUUACUCUUUAGAUUUUGCACCUAUGGUAAUAAAAAGUGAACGUGAAAUACACGAAUUUAAAGCAAAUUUACAAGAGAUGUUCAGAGUUAUGAAAAUUUGCUCUCUAAACAGAUCACCGGAAUCUUCACUUGCUGAUUGGUUCUUAGAGAGCUAUGUGGAACAAGGUGCUAUUCAACAUCAUCAGGAUGUAGAAUUUCAAUCAGAAGGGUUAGGAGCUGUUAAUCUUUCAACCAUUCACAGUUCAAAAGGGUUAGAAUUUCCUGUAGUUUUUCUAAUCGGUGGUUUAAAUCAUUUCCCCAUGGAACAGAAUUUGUUAUACGUUGGGAUGACUCGUGCAAGGAAUCUACUCUAUUUAAACAAUAUUAAGCAUGCUAGUAUCUCAUCAAACGCAAACACCAGAGAAAGUGGUUCUGCAUUACUGAAUGAUAAAUUUUGGAAUUAUUACAGUCAAGAUAUGAAAAGGCCCACCUUGCAUUCUGCCGCUGAUAGCAUUAAAAAAUACGAAAUGAUACGAAAAAAAUACGGGUUUAAUUUUAUCGGCAAAAGAACAAUUACAACCUGGAAUUACAAACAUGCUAUCUCAUUAUUUAAACGUCUAAUACGAUGA